AUGGCGGAAGAGAAAGCGGUUAGUAGCGGCGUCGGCGAGAAGAAAGAGAAGACGAGUGAGACUGUUGAAUCUUCUACUCAUGGAGACGGAAAGAAGAAGCGUAAAGGUUUAUUUUCUCGAAUUUGGAAUUUUGUGUUUAGGUCUAAUAGAGAUAAUUUGGAAAAACGGCUUCAGAGUAUUUCUAAGGAAGAGUCUUUGGUUACGAGUAGGAUGAACAAGAGAACCCGUUCGUGGAGCCGAACUUCUCGCCAUAUUAUUAUUUUUUCUGUUUUCUUUGAGGUCAUUGCCGUAGCUUAUGCGAUUAUGACAACAAGAACUGCGGAUAUGAAUUGGAAAAUGAGGGCAAUUCGAGUUUUGCCGAUGUUUCUUUUGCCUGCAUUUUCAUCUGCUGCAUAUUCAACAUUUGUAAGCUUCAUAAGGAUGUGUGAUCGCAGGGACCUGAAAACUCUUGAUAGGCUGAGAGCUGAAAGGAAGGAAAAAAUUGAUGACCUCAAAGAGAAGACAAACUAUUACAUUACUCAACAACUCAUUCAGAAAUAUGACACAGACCCAGCAGCAAAGGCGGCUGCUGCAACUGUUUUGGCAUCCAAGUUGGGUGCAGAGUCAGGUUUGAAACUGCACAUGGCAGAUGAAUCUAAAUCUGGUGCUCCGACAGGAAAGACCAACAAUGUUGAACCUGUGCAGUCUAGUGGACUUAGGAAUCGCAAACAAGGGCAAGCUCAAUCCACUACUCUGGGGACAACCACUGCAAAUCAUACCGAUCAACAAGUCGUUGCUUCUAGGGGAACUGAUCAAACGCAGACUCGCACACAGAAACAGAUUGUAGUUGUCGAGCAUCACCAACCUCAAAGCUCAACAAAAUAUGAUGGGGGAUGGAUUGCUCAAAUUGCAGCAUUGCUUGUGGGUGAGGAUCCAAAGCAGUCUUAUGCACUCAUAUGUGGUAACUGCUAUAUGCAUAAUGGUCUUGCUAGGAGAGAGGAUUUCCCAUUUAUCACUUACUACUGCCCACACUGUCAUGCCCUGAACAAACCAAAGCAUUCAGCUGAGUCCAUAUCUGCUCUUAAUACGACAAACACCAGGUCUCCUGAAACAGAUGAUGGAGAGGCAGUUAAAAAUGAUGGUAUUUGUGCUUCUGACAGUUUGGUCAGACACAAUGAACCAGUGAAUGCUACCCCUGAGAUCGAGGACACAUCUGAAGAGGCUAAUUUAGGAGGGAAGGAAGAAAGAUAG
Messenger RNA from Vicia faba (fava bean), 1230 nucleotides. The record is from the annotation of a GenBank genome assembly. NCBI's taxonomy places the organism in Eukaryota, Viridiplantae, Streptophyta, Magnoliopsida, Fabales, Fabaceae.